Messenger RNA from Pelodiscus sinensis (Chinese soft-shelled turtle), 3612 nucleotides. RefSeq names its product bombesin receptor subtype 3 (gene BRS3). Gene Ontology annotation, molecular function: neuropeptide receptor activity. NCBI's taxonomy places the organism in Eukaryota, Metazoa, Chordata, Testudines, Trionychidae. Gene Ontology annotation, biological process: G protein-coupled receptor signaling pathway. Gene Ontology annotation, cellular component: plasma membrane. The record is from RefSeq and is a predicted model, not a curated record.
UUCCAUACUUUUAAAAUGGUUUUUCUUGCUGGCAUGCUACAGGUUGAGAAUUAAACAUUUUUCAUCAAUUUCAACCCAGCCUGGGUAAAAAAACACAUUUACAAGAUGUCUCUGGCACACUUGAAUUCAGCUAACCAGACUUCACAAGCCUCGGUCAAUAUUACGGAACAACUGAGAUCCAUCACUGACAACGAUAUUGUAGAUCAAGGAUGGAAUGAAGAUUCCUUUCCAGGAUUAGAAAUACUGUGCACAAUUUAUGUUACAUAUGCUGUGAUCAUUUCAGUGGGUCUCCUUGGGAAUGCUAUUCUCAUCAAAGUCUUUUUCAAGAUUAAAUCAAUGCAGACGAUUCCAAACAUUUUCAUAACCAGCUUAGCUUUUGGAGACCUGCUGCUUUUGUUAACCUGUGUGCCAGUAGAUGCAACACGUUAUAUUGUGGAUACCUGGCUCUUCGGAAGAAUUGGCUGCAAGCUGUUAUCUUUUAUCCAGCUCACUUCAGUUGGAGUAUCAGUGUUCACUUUAACUGUUCUCAGUGCUGACAGGUACAGAGCUAUUGUCAAGCCCAUGGAACUGCAAACAUCAGAUGCACUGCUGAAGACCUGUUGUAAAGCUGGCUGUGUUUGGAUUAUCUCCAUGAUAUUUGCUAUCCCAGAGGCUGUAUUUUCUGAUUUAUAUUCGUUCAACAAUCCUGAAAAAAACAUAUCUUUUGAAGCAUGUGCCCCUUAUCCUGUAUCUGAGAAAAUACUGCAAGAAGUUCACUCUCUGGUGUGCUUCUUGGUAUUCUAUAUUAUACCAUUAGGUGUAAUUUCAGUCUAUUAUUUUCUUAUUGCCAAAACACUGUACAAAAGUACGUGCAACAUGCCAGCUGAAGAACAUGGCCAUGCCCGUAAACAGAUUGAAUCUCGCAAGAGAGUGGCAAAAACAGUGCUGGUGCUAGUUGGUUUGUUUGCCUUCUGCUGGCUGCCUAACCACAUUCUCUAUUUGUAUCGAUCUUUCACCUACCACUCCUCUGUAGAUGCCUCUGCCUUUCAUCUUAUAGUCACUAUUUUCUCCCGGGCUCUGGCCUUCAGCAAUUCCUGUGUCAAUCCCUUUGCUCUUUAUUGGCUGAGUAAAAGUUUCCGGCAACAUUUUAAAAAGCAAAUUUUGUGUUGCAAGGCAAAGCUUCCUGCACGGCCUCCCGGCAACACACCUACCAGAGCCUUUUCAGCCACAGGCAGCACAAACGGCUCAGAAAUCAGUGUUACUUUGCUAACAGAUUAUAGUAUCACAAAAGAAGAGGAGAGUGUUUAGUUCUUCGAUAAUGAAGACAUGCCAGCAUCAUGCAUUUCCCAAGAUUCUAGUGCACCGGAACCCUUCUAGAAGCUUCAAGUAAACAAAAUAUCGAAUCCUUUAUACUGUAUGUAAAAGCAUCUUCAGCAAGAGUUCUUCACACUUGAAAUUAUAAAAUGGAGAAAUCAUCCCAGUGUGUGUGUGGAAAAGAAGAAACACAACUGGUGCAAGUUCAGUCAAGAGGGUAGAGCCUAUUCCCAGGGAAUGUUAUGCAUCCUUUCCAUAUGCCUGAGGUUUCUGCAUGAAGCUGACAAAGUUAAACUCAGUCAAACAAAGUUAAACUCAUCUGAGCUGCAGGAAUAUUUUUGUACUGGCUUUGUAUUUGGAGAAUUAGAAUUGUUCUUAUGCUCUUGGCCACAGAGUAGUAACAAUGAGCACUGCCUUUUGUUGAGCACCUAUGUUGUCUUUGAUGUUUUUAAAAAUAUAAGCAGCUUUCCACAGAAUGCCAAACCAGAGAGGUUUAUUAUUUUCUAUAAUCUGAAAUUAAAAUACUCUAGAAGUGGUAGGAUGAUGCAGAAACAGCAUUAAGCUGUGGUCUACACUACAAAUGCAUGUCAGUGUAAGUGUGUUGCCGAGGGGUGUGGAAAAUCCACAAAUCUCCCCCUGCUCUCCACACAACAGUUAUACUGACCUAGCUCCAAGCAUAGUCAACACAAUAUAAGCAAGAGGGCUUCUUCUGUCCACAUAGCUGGAGACCCUAUGCCACAUAGGUAGUGUUGCCACUAAGUGCUAAGGUGGCACAGCUGCAGUGCUAGAAGUAGAAACAAGCCCUAAGAAUCAACAGCUCUAGAUCCUAUUCCAUAGUCUGCCGUUGACUUGCUGUGUGAUUCUGGUCUGAGCUCCUACAGUCCUAAUUAAGUCCAUGGAAGUAGCAGGCACUCACAUGUGCUAAUGGGGAUAAUCAUACUUACCCACCUUUGUAAGGUAGGUUGAGAUCUAUAGGUUAAAACUUCCUAGAAGAGGACUAAGUAUUAAUUAGUAUUCUAUUGAUCAAAGGAGGAAAAAUCAAUCUGCCCUAGCAACGCGACAGUCCUAGAAUAGUUGCUGGGGGUUAGUUCACUUUAUAGUCAAUGUUAGAUUUUUGUUUUCCAGGUUAUUAGAAUAAAUUUAUUUCAUAGUGGAAGGUCCCCUUGCUCUCAAGACAACUGACAUUCUUGAAGAAAAUGGGGGGAAGGGCUUGCCAGACAAUAAUGACUGUAGAUGAAUAGUCUGCAUAGCACAGAAAAGCUCAACAGGAGUACUAGCAUAGGCAUUCUUCCCUCUCACGGAAUGCUGGGGAGCCAGUGUUCCUGUUCAGAGUUUCAAAAGUCCUGGGAAAUAGAUGUUUUAUGGACUUCUGACACCUGAGCUAGAAUUUUGCUUUACAGAAGAUAAGUGUAACAAGGGAGUUCUGCAGUACACCACUGAGAGUAUUAUUUCUGGGUGAACUGCUUAAAGACCAGGCUACUUACAGCCCAAGACUGAGGGUCCUCCACUAUAAGGCACACCAAUCCAGUCACAAAGAGCACGUCUGUUCCCCAUUGCUUCCCGCCACUCCCAUUGGCCAUGAUCUGUGGCCAACGAGAGCUGCCAUUGUCUCUGAUACUUGGAGGUGCAGGUAAACAUAGCUGUGACAGCCCAUCAGGGACUAGGAUCAUAGAACACUAGAACUGGAAGGGACCUCGAGAGGUCAUCAAGUCUAGUCCCCUGCCCUCAUGGCAGGACCAAAUGCUGUCUAGACCAUCCCUGAUAGAUGUCUGUCUAAUCUGCUCUUAAAUAUCUCCAGAGAUGGAGAUUCCACAGCCUCCCUAGGCAACUUACUCCAGUGUUUAACAACCCUGACAAUUAGGAAGUUUUUCCUAAUGACUAGGGCUGGCGGGCAUCCACUUUUUUACUGCUCACCACUAGUGUAGACAAUGAAUAUACAUUCUCUCUCUCUUGCUCUCUUUCUCUCUCUCUCUCCUUCUUUCCUGACCUCCUAAUACAGAAUAGCAAAACCAAACUCUGCAAAUCCUGGAGUCAUUCUAAUGAACCCCUUUUGGCUGCCUUAAACUAGUUCAAUGACUACUCAUCUAAACCCAUCAGACCUGACCUUAUUUCAGUGUAAUUCUGCAUGCUUUAUUCUGGAGCCUUCAAGCAUUAACUUUCAUAUGUCUACUACUCUCUUACACCAGGUUUACAUCACAGUAAUAUUACUGAAAUGAAUAGACAUAUACUGCCAUCAAAGUGCAAUUUUAUGGAGAAUAAGUCUCUUGAAUAUUCUCCUGCUCUCUAACUUGAUACAGGAAAUUCAGGGCAUUCCUGAAC